Sphenostylis stenocarpa is the source of this 1350-nucleotide messenger RNA. The record is from the annotation of a GenBank genome assembly. NCBI's taxonomy places the organism in Eukaryota, Viridiplantae, Streptophyta, Magnoliopsida, Fabales, Fabaceae.
AUGGCGGCCACCGUGAUGCUCCUCCGGUCGCUUGCCCGCAACUUCAUUCCCCCGGAGCUCCACCGCUACCUCCACUCCAAACUCUCCAAAUUCAUCUCCUACUUCUCCUCCGAACUCACCCUCGUCAUGGAAGAGUUCCACGGGUUCACUCCAAACCCGCUCUUCGCCGCGGCGCAGCUCUACCUCAAGCCGCACGCAGCGCCAAAUACGAAACGCUUCCGCGCCAUGAAGCCUGCGAAAUCGCACCACGUAUCCCUUGUCAUGGACCGCAACGACGAGAUGACGGACUCCUUCAACGGCGUGCCGUUUCGGUGGAGGCUUGUGUCCCGGCGCGUCCCCUCGAAAUCGGUCUACCGCGGGGAGGCCUGCUCGGAAUACCAUAUGCAGUUCUUCGAGCUGCGGUUCAACAAGAAGCACCAGGAGAUGGUUCUGUCGGAGUAUUUACCGCGGGUGAUGAAGGAGGCGGAGGCGGCGCGAGAGAGGAGGAAGACGCUGAGGCUCUUCACGGUGAAGGACAUGCGGAUGAGAGGGAGGGGGGAGUUAUGGCAGGGCGUGAAUCUGGAGCACCCUGCGACGUUGGAAACGGUGGCGAUGGAUUGGGAAUUGAAGGAGAUGAUAAUUGGGGAUUUGGAUAGGUUUGUAGAGAGGAAGGGUUUAUAUAAGAGUGUUGGGAAGACGUGGAAGAGAGGGUAUUUGCUUUCGGGUCCCCCUGGUACUGGGAAAUCGAGUUUGAUUGCUGCUAUGGCCAAUUACCUGAAUUUUGAUGUGUAUGACUUGGAACUCACUGCCGUUACACGAAACUCUGAGCUCAGGAGGUUGUUGAUUGCGACCAGGAAUCGUUCCAUUCUUGUUGUGGAGGACAUUGAUUGUUCCCUUGAUUUGCAGAAUAGGCUUCUUGCAAAACCUAAAACAUCACACCGCUUUAUCCCACCCCAUUAUUUUGACAGUCCAAAACCCCAGGUGACAUUAUCGGGCUUCCUGAAUUUCAUUGAUGGCUUGUGGUCUAGUCGUGGGGAUGAGAGGAUAAUAGUGUUCACCACGAAUCACAAGGACAAAUUGGACCCUGCUCUUCUGCGCCCUGGGCGUAUGGAUGUGCACAUUGACAUGACUUACUGCACCCCAGGUGGGUUCAAAAUGCUGGCUUCCAAUUACUUUGGGAUCACACAGCACCCACUUUUUGUUCAAAUUGAGAAGUUGCUGGGGACGACCAAUGUCACUCCUGCGGAGGUGGGGGAACAGUUUUUGCAGAAUGAAGAACCGGAGACUGCACUCCAAAGCCUGAUGGAGCUCCUUCUUGAGAAGGAACGAAAUCAUGAAAUGAAGAUGAAAGCACCUCUCACCAUUCACUGA